GACAUCCUCGUCUUCGUCGGCGGUGUAAUUCCGCCCCAGGACUACGACUUCCUCUACGAGAGUGGUGCGGCCCUCGUCUUCGGUCCCGGCACCCGAAUCCCUGACGCCGCUGGCAAGGUCCUCGAGGCCGUUCAGAAGAAGAGGGCCAAGGGCUGCUAA
This is a messenger RNA of Dibothriocephalus latus, 159 nucleotides long. Lineage: Eukaryota; Metazoa; Platyhelminthes; Cestoda; Diphyllobothriidea; Diphyllobothriidae. The record is from the annotation of a GenBank genome assembly.